AUGGCUGUCUUCAUUAUUUUGUCCCUGUUUAGUGUUCUGGUGACAGGCAUAGGUGAAGGCGGGGCUGGGAGUGAGAAAGGAGGUGAGAGGGAAUGUAAGCUGAACCAGCUUCCCCAUUGCCCCUCUAUAUCUCCCAGUGCCCAGCCUUGGACACACCCUGGCCAGAGCCAGCUGUUUGCAGACCUGAGCCGAGAGGAGCUGACAGCUGUGAUGCACUUUCUGACCCAGCGACUGGGGCCAGGGCUGGUGGAUGCGGCCCAGGCCCGGCCCUCGGACAACUGUGUCUUCUCAGUGGAGCUACAGUUGCCUCCCAAGGCUGCAGCCCUGGCUCACCUGGACAGGGGGAGCCCCCCACCUGCCCGGGAGGCACUGGCCAUUGUCUUCUUUGGCAGGCAACCCCAGCCCAACGUGAGUGAGCUGGUGGUGGGGCCACUGCCUCACCCUUCCUACAUGCGGGACGUGACCGUGGAGCGUCAUGGAGGCCCCCUGCCCUAUCACCGACGCCCCGUGCUGUUCCGAGAGUACCUGGACAUAGACCAGAUGAUCUUCGACAGAGAGCUGCCCCAGGCUUCUGGGCUUCUCCACCACUGUUGCUUCUACAAGCACCGGGGACGGAACCUGGUGACAAUGAACACGGCUCCCCGUGGUCUGCAAUCAGGGGACCGGGCCACUUGGUUUGGCCUCUACUACAACAUCUCAGGGGCUGGGUUCUUCCUGCACCCCGUGGGCUUGGAGCUGCUAGUGAACCACAAGGCCCUGGACCCUGCCCGUUGGACCAUCCAGAAGGUGUUCUAUCAAGGCCGCUACUACGACAGCUUGGCCCAGCUGGAGGCCCAGUUUGAGGCCGGCCUUGUGAACGUGGUGCUGAUCCCAAACAAUGGCACAGGUGGGUCCUGGUCCCUGAAGUCCCCUGUGCCCCCCGGUCCAACUCCCCCUCUGCAGUUCCAUCCCCAGGGCCCCCGCUUCAGUGUCCAGGGAAGUCGAGUGGCCUCCUCACUGUGGACUUUCUCCUUUGGCCUUGGAGCAUUCAGUGGCCCAAGGAUCUUUGACGUUCGCUUCCAAGGGGAGAGGGUGGCCUAUGAAGUCAGUGUCCAGGAGGCCUUGGCCAUCUAUGGAGGCAAUUCUCCUUCUGCUCUACGAAGCCGGUACAUAGAUAGUGGCUUUGGCUUGGGCCACUUCUCCACGCCCCUGACCCGUGGGGUGGACUGCCCCUACCUGGCCACUUAUGUGGACUGGCACUUCCUUUUCGAGUCCCAGGCCGCCAAGACAAUACGUGAUGCCUUUUGUGUAUUUGAACACAACCAGGGCCUCCCCCUGCGGCGACACCACUCAGGUUUCUACUCCCACUACUUUGGGGGCCUUGCAGAAACGGUGCUGGUCGUCAGAUCUGUGUCCACUAUGCUCAACUAUGACUAUGUGUGGGAUACAGUCUUCCACCCUAAUGGGGCCAUAGAAGUCAGACUCCACACCACCGGCUACAUCAGCUCAGCAUUCCCCUUUGGUGCUGCCCAGAGGUAUGGGAACAAAGUUUCAGAGCACACCAUGGGCACGGCCCACACCCACACCGCCCACUUCAAGGUGGACCUGGAUGUAGCAGGACUAGAGAACUGGGUCUGGGCCGAGGAUACGGCCUUUGUCCCCAUGGCUGUGCCGUGGAGCCCUGAGCACCAGAUGCAGAGGAUGGAGGUGACCCGGAAGCUGCUGGAGACGGAGGAACAGGCCACCUUCCCCAUGGGAGGUGCCACCCCUCGCUACCUGUACCUGGCCAGCAACCACAGCAACAAGUGGGGUCACCCCCGGGGCUACCGCAUCCAGGUGCGCAGCUUUUCUGGGGAGCCGCUACCCCAGAACAGCUCCAUGGAGAGAGGCUUCAGCUGGGGGAGGUACCAGCUGGCGGUAACCCAGCGGAAGGAGGAGGAGCCCAGUAGCACCAGCAUCUACAAUUUGAAUGACCCUUGGACACCCACUGUGGACUUCACUGACUUCAUCAACAAUGAGACCAUUGCAGGGCAGGACUUGGUGGCCUGGGUGACAGCUGGUUUUCUGCACAUCCCACAUGCAGAGGACAUUCCUAACACGGUGACUGUGGGGAACAGUGUGGGCUUCUUCCUCCGACCCUACAACUUCUUUGACGAAGACCCCUCCUUCUACUCUGCCGACUCCGUCCACUUCCGAGGGGACCAGGAUGCUGGGGCCUGUGAGGUCAACCCCCUAGCUUGCCUGCCCCAGGCUGCUGCCUGUGCCCCCGACCUCCCUGCCUUCUUCCACGGGGGCUUCUCUCACAACUAGGCAGUCCCUGGGAUGGAGCAUGUGGCCAAGGGCUCCAGGGCCAGGGUGUGAGGGACAGGGAGCAGCUGGGCACUGGGCCGGCAGCCUGGUCCCCUCUUCCCUGCGCCAGGACCCUCUUUCUUCCACUGCCCUGCCUCGCAUCCCCUCUAUGCCAGGAGCCUCCUGACCCUGUGAUGCCUGACACAGGGGACACUCAGCCUUUUGAUGCCAGCUGUGCUGAGUUCCCAUCCAGAGAGGUGAGGCAUGGCCCCUCCUGGAGCUUAGAGCCGUGGCCAGGCAUUUCCCCAGACCACUCCUGGUUUUCUUAACACUUUGUUUUUUUUAAUGAGACAUAAUUUACAUACCAUAAAAUCCAUCCCUUUAAAGUAUACAAUUUCAUGAGUUUUG
Molecule: messenger RNA, 2676 nt
Organism: Chlorocebus sabaeus (green monkey)
Lineage: Eukaryota; Metazoa; Chordata; Mammalia; Primates; Cercopithecidae
Product: amine oxidase [copper-containing] 3-like
Biological process (GO): response to antibiotic; amine metabolic process
Cellular component (GO): endoplasmic reticulum; plasma membrane; early endosome
Molecular function (GO): copper ion binding; primary methylamine oxidase activity; quinone binding
Source: RefSeq, a predicted model, not a curated record